CUGGCAAAGCACGGCCCCGCUGAGCCCCGCAGUGCCCUGCACAACACAGCAGAGGUGGUGCCGAUGCCCGCGGCGCUGUGUGCUGCAGAUACGAAACUCAGCAACCGUUGCGAAACAUGGAAAUCCCGCACGGCAGCCGCUUCCUUCCAGCGCUCCUUGAAAACGCGUCGCUCAGCAGCCGAGCUCAGAGCACCCUGAAGGCAGCGGGAGGAGCAGAAGCACAGCACUGCAGCCUGCCUUCACCCUCAGGUUUCACACUGGGCACAGAGAUGGCGUUUGUUCCCGACCUGGACGCGCCGGAGAGCAGCAGCCUCAGCGAGGAGACUUUCUACGGCCCCUCCUGCCUCUGCCUUCAGAAGGUACGGAUGGCAGAGUGCGGUGGCUCGGUGGCACGGUGCCCUGGCAGCGCACAGUGCUCAGCCGCAGCCCUCUGCCUGCAGAAGCCUCACCUGGAUUCUGAGCACACGGCUGUGGGUGUGCAGGUGUCAGUGAGAAAGGGACGCCGGAGCUUCCGGCAGGCUGCCGUGCUGGUGGUGGCCAUGACCAAACUGCUGCGGAGGCCAAAGCACAGGGACUUUGCUGACAGCGACUUGAGCGUGCUCCUGGAGGAGGUUUUUGAGCCCGUCACCUUCCAGCGGCUGCAGAGCAGCUACGCCGGGGUGCCCGCCUUCCGCUACACCCGCUCGCAGUCCUUUGACAUCUUCGACAUCAACCAGAAGUGCUUCGUGCUGGAGUCGCCCACACAGCUGGUGGCCUUGCACCUCCAGGGGCCCUCCUCCAGCCAGAAAGUGAGGCUCAACAUUGCGCUAUAUCGGCCCCGAGGCCCACGGGGCAGCGCUGGAGCUGGGCAGACACCAGUGGCACUGGGCAUCAAGGGCUACAAGCUCUACAUGUCGUGCGUGCUGAGCGGCGCCGAGCCCACGCUGCAGCUGGAGGAAGCCGACGUCACGCGGGACAUCGACAGCGCCGAGCUGACCCGCUUCAUCUUCUACCGCCUGGACAGCCCGGCCGAGGGCACCACGCGCUUCGAGUCGGCCGCCUUCCCUGGUUGGUUCAUCUGCACCUCCCUGCAGCCCCGGCAGCCCGUGGGCAUCACCAACCGACCCGACCAGGUCAACGUUGCCACCUACAAGCUGAGCGGGCACUGACUGCCCACCCCAACCCAAACCGGCCCGUUGCUGGUUUCCAUGCUGUAUGUACCGAGUACAAGCCCUGCUGCCCUGCCACGCUGUUCCACGUGGAAUAGCCGCUCUGGGCCCCGUGGGCCCGAGUCACACAUUGUUUAUGUUUCGUUACCGUCCUGUUGCUUUUAACUUAUAUUUUUUUACCGUAAUUAUGAUGGAUUUUGUUUCACCCCCCCUUCUUGGGGUGAAGGUAUUUAUUGUGAGAUUGGAGAAAUAAAAGCUUCC
Molecule: messenger RNA, 1409 nt
Organism: Lagopus leucura (white-tailed ptarmigan)
Lineage: Eukaryota; Metazoa; Chordata; Aves; Galliformes; Phasianidae
Product: interleukin-1 beta-like
Exons: 5
Coding region: 117-1148 (343 amino acids)
Biological process (GO): cellular response to lipopolysaccharide; cytokine-mediated signaling pathway; inflammatory response to antigenic stimulus
Molecular function (GO): cytokine activity
Source: RefSeq, a predicted model, not a curated record